Messenger RNA from Gallus gallus (chicken), 6864 nucleotides. RefSeq lists its product as uncharacterized. The record is from RefSeq and is a predicted model, not a curated record. NCBI's taxonomy places the organism in Eukaryota, Metazoa, Chordata, Aves, Galliformes, Phasianidae. The coding region runs from base 1488 to 2156 and encodes 222 amino acids. The transcript has 8 exons.
GAUGCAGGCCGAGCCGACAGGUGGCAGCACGGCCCCGCAGCGCGGGCACGGCGCUCCGCAGGGCCUGCCCGAAUCCACCCCGCCCCCCAAGCCCACCUCUCGGGCUGGGAAGCGGCAAGGAGAAGCUGAUUGCAGCCUUCCCUCUAGGCCGGUGAAUCUUACAAUCGUUGCAAGCACAUCGCUUUCGUUGGAGGAGACCUUAGAGAUCAUACAGUUCCAACCGCCUGCCGUGGGCUGGCUGCCCCUCACCAGCUCAGCCUGCCCAGGGCCCCAUGCUGGGCAAUGGGCAGCACUGCCAGGGCCUCGCUGCCCUCUGAGUAAAAAAUUUCCUCCAGCAUCUAACAUAAAUUACCCCUUUUAGUCGAAAGCUGUCCUAUUCUCCCUUGUCCUGUCACGGUUAGACCAUGGUCUCCCUGGAGCCUUCUCUUCUCCAUGCUGAACAAGCCCAGCUCUCUCAGCCCUUCAUUGCAGCAGAGGUGCUCCAGCCCUCCGAGCUUCUUUGUGGACUCCCCCACAGCCCCACAACAGCCCCACAUCCCUCCAGCACUUCACCCCAGGCUGCAUGUAGAACUGCAGUUAGGGCACCAGGACCUGCAGUCCUUCUCCACAGGGCUGUUCUCCUACUCUGUACACAUACUUGGGAUUGCCCCAACCCAAGCGCAGCACCCUGCACCGGGCCGUGAUGAACCUCAUUUGGGUCACACACACCCGCUAAUCAAGCCCACCCAGGUCUCUCUGGAUGGCGUCCCUUCCUUCUGCCAUCUCAACUGCACCCCUCAGCUUGCUGCCGUCAGCAAAGUGCCGAGUGUUCUCUCAGUCCCACUGCCUAUGUGAUUGAUAAGGAUAUAAAAGAACAUCCAUCUCAAGAUGGACUCCUGGGGCACACCACUGGUCACCAGCCCUACGUCACAGUACCACAGUGUUUCCACAUCCAGGCAGAUGAGCAACACUCAAGAUUUUAAAUGCUGUUAAUCUACCCUACAUGUCUGGCAAGCACAUUUCCUCUGCCUACACGGCUGAGCAGAGGUCCCACGGUGGAUCAGCAUGAUGCUUUGGCUUUCCUUGCACAGCAGGCAGUGGGCGAUGGGGGCAGCCCCCACCAUGCCCAGCACAGCCCCCCACGCUGGUAGCGAGAAGCCGGGCAGGGGGGGGGGGGGACGUGGGCAGGGUGGGGCCGUGCAGCCCCACUGUGACAUGGGCUGAAGUCACAGUGGGGCACCGCACCCCACCCUGAUCCCUGCCCUGUCCACAGCGCCCAGCUCACACUUCCCCCAGAGGCGGAGGUGAACCCAGACGCGAGUUGCUGCUCUCGCCAGCGCUCUUCUCUCGGCAGCUGCUCUGCAGCAAAGAGGCGAAGGCAAAGGCAGGCAGUGCGAUAGUGCUGGGUCUGUUUGGAGACGUGCAGGAGCUUGGAGGAGUGCAGGAGCUUGGUGAUCACAAGCCCGACGCUCUUCAUCUAAGCCCACAAAGGGCCAACUGUUGGCAAAAUGCCUCAGAAGAGGAUCUUUUUGUCCCCAAGUUUUUUGCCCAAGGAUGAGGUGCCGGAAUUUCUACUGGCGGAUCUCGCUGAACAACAAGAGGCUCAAGAACGCCAGUUCCUUCGUGGCCACUUUCCACCCCUGCGGACGAGUGACCUCGACCUGCUGGCAGAAGAGGAGACUGCAGAGGUGUCUGUAAGUGUGCUGCCGCCUAUGGGAAAGAGCUGGGCACAGAGUCGCCUGGAGAUCGAGCGGGAGGGAGUGGUCAGGCUCCCUCCCCUGCGCGCACGGCUGGGAAGAUCACUGGCCAGGCAGCAGUUCAGAGCACCCCAAGUCCAGCAGCGCUUCCCCCCACUGAAGAACACCCCCCAGGAGGGGGAGAAAGCGCAGCCAGGAAAAAUCUCCAGCAAGGAGACAAGCAAAGAGAUUGCUUCCCACCUUCGUCAAGCAGAGAAUGGGAGGACAAUGGCCCCAGCAGCAGAGAUGGCAGUGCCCACUGUCCAGUCACUACGGGCAAGACAGGUCCUGGGAACCUUGGAGUCCUACAAGGUGUGCCGGGAAGGAUGGAGGAAGAAGGUGGAGGAAAACAGGCUCCUUCCUGCCAGACCCAAGGAGCGCCUCUGCUUUGUGAAGAAGAUGGAGCUCCAGGAGGCCAGAGAAAAACACAAGAACAUGUGAGAGCACACCACGGGCUCACAGUUCGGCCAAUUUCUACCGCACCCACUCACACCAUGGCAGUAAACAACGAAGCCCCAGGAUUGACAGCAGUGGGGCUGAGAGGAGGCACAUUGAUACAGGAGCUGCCUCCCUUGUUACCACCAUUGUCUCUGCUGGAACAGCAAAGCAGAGCCAUUCUUAGUACAAGAAGUGCCAAAUAAACAUCCUUGGAACUUCUUUGAAGCUGGGGAGUCAUCUUUCUUUGUCUUACGGCGUGUUCUCCUGCAGGGCGUUGGAAAGGGCGGUCUGCUAGGUCCUGUGAGGAUAGUACUAAACUAGGAGGAACUGCUGACUCCCUGGAGGGAAGCUUGGCCUCGGAGAGAAAUCUUUACGGAUCAGAGAGCCUGGCAAUCUCCAACCACAUGAACUUGUAACAAGUGCCGGUGCUGAGUUCUUCCCCUAGGAUGGUGGAACCCUGGCUCUGUGUACAGACUGUGGGAUGAGAGGCUGGAGAGUGGCACCUCAGGAAGGGAUGUGGGGGCUCUGAUGACAGCAAGUCCCUUGGGUUCCAUAGCCCAGCGCAGAGGAGGUGGAGGGAAGGCCCCAUGGCAGUCUGCAGCUCCUUCCCAGGACAGCAGAGGGGCAGAGCUGAGCCGUCCUUUAGGAAAAUCUGCACUAACGUGGGUAUUUCAUGUGUUGUACCUUCUUCAAGAAUACCCAUCUAUCUGGCACAGAUCCUCCAUGGGCUAUAGAGGAUACCUGCACUGCCAUGCAUCACUUCCUCCAAGUAGGAUUUCUGGCCUCCUCUCUCCAUGUGGCAUUUUCUGCCCUCAAAUGUUUUCACAGAGGUAUUACCAGCUUCACAGCCAGGUUCAGCUGUUGGCUUGGGCUUUGGGCAUUGUGGAACCAGCUCAGGGCAAGCCCUAUGGACUACAGAAAACACCUUUGUAGCCCCUCACAACCAAAACCUUUCUGCAUAUUCCCAUUAGAACAUGGCGCAUUACAUUCCCCACAUUUAGGUAGGGAAAUGAGAGGGGAACUCAACAAGGAGAAGACUGAGACUCUGGAAGAAAGAAACGCGUGAGGGUCCAGCAGGAUGCUGCGGAUGGGAAGGAGCUAUGGGGGAUGUGCUUUAUCAUGGUGCAGUCCAUGCAGAUUCUUUGCAUAGAUCUGUACUGCAGUUCAAGAGCUGGAGAGGCCUAAAAAGCCAUUGGACAGCAGUUUGAUGUAAGUCAUUCCCUAAGAUCUGAAUGCUCUCCUGGGUGCUUCCAGGUCAAAGCUAUUUAUGGACUGACCUUCAAAGCCUGGGGCCGUGUCAAUUUGUUGUAACAGGUACUCUGAAAGAAAAUCUUCUGUGAGCAGUCAAGUAUGUGCAGGGUACAUUUGAGAGGCCGCAGGAAGGAAAAUUGCUCUUUGCCAUUCUAGUUGCUGUUCUCGGGGUCAGAAGGAUGCUCUUAGAGAGCAGCCCAUGGCAGGGACUGCUCUAAGAAGCCAGAAAAUGGAGGAUCCAGGACUAUGGCACAGGGUGAGACUGAUGAGAAGAGGAUGAGGUAAACGGGCAAGAAGGUUCCUGAGGUGUGAAAGGAAAUCCAUGCUCUAGGAAUGAGCAGCUACCGCGUACAGUCUUCCACUGCCCACAGGUCCAGUGGUUAGCUGGAAUGAGGGCAAAUCUGAAAGACAGGAUUUUCAGCAAGGACAGAGCAGGAACGAGCUUUUGUUUCUUGCAUUCUGCCUCCUUCUAAGGUUUCUUUAAGGGGAGAUCCUUGUCUCAGCCAGUGGUAGGCCACCCAGUUGCUUGUAGGGACUAAAAAAGCUUGAAAGACAAACUUAUGAAAUACUUCUGCAUCAGGAAGCACUGCUGCUUUGUCAUGGCUAAAGGCACGCAGGUCCAUUUCUGUGUUGAGCAGAAGCACAAGGCCAAUGGUUCUCAGAGGAGAGGGGCUCAAGAAAUACGGGAAUAGUGCGUGAAUUACUACAAAUCACAUUGAGAUGGAGAUUGCAAAGUGUUUUUGCUUUUGUUUUUUUUAAUGAUCUCCAGAGGGAAAAAUGAGAGUCAUAGAUUCAUAGAUGGCUGGGGUUGGAAGGGACCUCACUCAUCAUCCCAUUCCAACGUGUAACAUGUAAAGAGCAUGAAUUACCUACAUGUGUACUUUUCUUUGGCUUUGAUGGAAGAUCUCUGCACGUACUGGGAAGGAAGCUGUGAGGAGGCUGAUAGAAGGGAGGGAUGGAAACAGGAGGCCCCAGGAACGGCAAUCAACAAAACAGUGCUGAGUUCCAUCCACUGCAAUUAGUGGGGACAGUUGUUUGCAGCCCUGACCAGCAAAGCUUGGGCAAAAUUCUGGGCCACAGGCACAGAGCAAUAGUGGUUCCACCUGCAUAUUUUGGGCACCAUCAAGAGUCUGGGCAGCCAUCAGACAUACUGAAAUAAGUCAUAGAAUAUCGCGAGUUGGAAGGGACCCUUAAGGAUCAUCAUAGAAUCAUAGAAUUGCUCAGUGUGGAAAAGACCAUAAAGAUCAUCGAGUCCAACCACAACCCAACCAUACUGCCCUAACUCUAACAACCCUCUGCUAAGUCAUGUCAAUUGGAUUUAACUCCAUGGAACACAACUCUUUGGCCCAGCCAUCCAGCCAGUGUUUCCCCAGAUCAAUCGAGUCCAACUCCUCUUGAAGCGACAGUAUUGAAGAGAAUAUCCUGAUAUCCUAUCAACAUCUGAAGAAAACAAUAGGGUGCCAGGACCCACGAGGUUAUUUCCAACAUGGAUUUAGUGCAUAAAUGGAGCAUGACUAUUCCUUCCUCUUCAGAGAGCAUUUAUAAUGUACUUUUACAUGAUAAUGGCAGCGCGUUUCUUACGGCAUUAAACUACUUCUCCCCACCCCUCCACCUCACUUUUCCAGCCCAGUUUUGCACUCUGCUGUGCAGCGUCAGCCCUGAAAUCACCAGUAAUGCUCCCUUUUGGCUGCAGCUCUGGACAGAUGCUGCAUUGCUUGAGGAGGGGUGAAGCACGGCCAAUAAAUAAUCUGUGCUCAGAGAGGCUGAUUGUUGGGAUUAGUGCUUCAGAUGUUCUUAACAUCUGCAGCUUCAGGACAGUCCCAAAUUCAUCAGCACUGGAACCUGGAUGGCAGCAGCAAGGCUGGUAAGAGUUCUCACUGUAGGUUUUUUUUUUGCUGUAGAUGGGAAGGAAUGUAAAAGAGUUUUCGUCCCAUGCUACUAUCCUCCCUCAUCCUGCCUUGCUGUAUCUGUGUUACUAGCAAUGUGGGUUACUCAGUAAUUUAACUAAGAUGAAAAAACCAUCCUUGGACUCGAGCAUUAGAAUUCUUUGGGUCUUCAGUGGUCUAAGUAGUUUGGGGUUUGUGAGAUAUGUCCAAUGUAUGUAUCAGUAAAUCUCUUUCUUUCACCAAGCUCUUAGGGAUGCAGGAAUCAGCUUCUCAGUGAAUCAAGGAAAGUGGUCAGCAAAACUGUGGCUUGAUGGUCAAGACACCUUAUUAUGAUGGAGCUACAUUCAAGAAAAAUCAUGGGCAAAGAGGGCCUUAUACCACUCCUUUCUGUGAGGCCAGGUUGAAUGGGGCCCUGGGCAGCCUGACAGGAGCAGGGGGCAACCAGCCCAUAGCAGGAGGUUGGAAUUGGAUAGGCUUUAAGGCCCCCACCAACCUAAGCUAUUCUAUGAUUCUAUAAUCUCAUCGUAGCUCCAGGAAACAUCUGUCAAUAUAAACUGAAGCCUGCCAUUGUUGCAGUGAUUAAAGAGAACUCAGUGUAUGGGCUUUUCCUCAGUGCCUGCCAAGGCACUAUAAGAGAUUGCUUGUAUAUAAAUAAAUGGUGUCCCAACACCAUUCCCAUCUCUAGCAACAUGGGACUUAGUCUACAAGAACAAGGGCUUCAUGUUUGCUGUGUUGGGUUCAGGCUUGAGAAUGGGUCUGCAGGAAGCUGUAUUGAAGCCAUCCUUGAAGUCUUAAUGAUGUUAUGGAAGAUUCUGGAGCAUGUUGCACCUUCCGAAAUCUAUGUGAUGAAGGCGUGUCAGAUUUGCAACCCAGAACUGCAGUGUAGAACCUCAUCUCAGCAGGGAUGAGAUGCUCCAAAUGCAUCCUUACAGCCACAAAGCCAUGUUCAAGUAUGGAAGUGUCGAUGCAGGUUCUCUUGUUCUGACAAGACUUAGUCACCUGCUGCUGACCUAUUUAAAGUAACCAGAGGGAGGGCAGGGGAGGCCUCUGCCGCCUCAGCCUCCAGCAGCCUGGGAAGGGAGCCCACCCCAGGGCCACCUCUGCCAGGUGGGGCCCAGGGUGCCCACACCGCCUUGUCAGAGCGAGGAAAAAGCUCUGUGUGUGCGCUGCCUGGCAGAGGCCUCACAGCGCCCUCCCUCCGGCCCAUCCCAAUGCUAGGCCCCGCUGUGGAGAUGCAGGCCGAGCCGACAGGUGGCAGCACGGCCCCGCAGCGCGGGCACGGCGCUCCGCAGGGCCUGCCCGAAUCCACCCCGCCCCCCAAGCCCACCUCUCGGGCUGGGAAGCGGCAAGGAGAAGCUGAUUGCAGCCUUCCCUCUAGGCCGGUGAAUCUUACAAUCGUUGCAAGCACAUCGCUUUCGUUGGAGGAGACCUUAGAGAUCCAUCCAUCCCCUCACCAGCUCAGCCUGCUCAGGGCCCCAUGCUGGGCAAUGGGCAGCACUGCCAGGGCCUCGCUGCCCUCUGAGUAAAGAAUUUCCUCCAGCAUCUAACCUAAAUUACCCCUUUUAGUCAAAAGC